CAAGUCAAACCCAGAAACAGCUGAGGAUUCUACUCGCUGGGUUUACAGUGAGAUGGGGAGAUCAAUGUAGCGCUAACGGUACCUUUCGUCUGUCACUGAACCCAACCUGCAGAUCUAUCAUUCAAGAUUAAUCCAAAUUCGUUCACUGCCGAUUUGAGUUUUUUCGUUUUUACGUGAAUGUUGUCUUCUCAUGUUUACGGAAGCUUGCUUUGCAGUGGACCCACAGUUUCCGUGCUGGGACAAGACUGAGCCAUCAUGGAUCCCGAGGAGGUGGAGCUCCAAAAUGACUAUCGUUACCGUGGUUACGCAGCCGUCAUCGAGAAGGCGCUGCGAAACUUUGAGUCCUCCAGCGAGUGGGCGGACCUCAUCUCCUCCCUGGGAAAGCUGAACAAGGCCCUGCAGAGUAACCUGCGGUAUUCCCUGCUGCCUAAGAGGCUGAUUAUUGGGAAGCGUCUGGCCCAGUGCCUUCACCCUGCCCUACCCAGCGGCGUCCACCUUAAGGCCCUGGAGACCUAUGAAAUCAUCUUCAAGAUUAUCGGCACCAAGAGGCUGGCCAAGGACCUCUUCAUCUACAGCUCUGGCCUGUUCCCCUUGCUGGGUCAUGCUGCUAUGGCGGUAAAACCUGUCCUGCUGACUCUGUAUGAGCGUUACUACCUUGCCCUGCAGAGGGCCCUGUUACCCAGCCUGCAGGCCUUCAUCACUGGGCUACUACCUGGCCUGGAAGAGGGCCUGGAGGUGUAUGACAGGACGGAUGCGCUGCUGGUGCGUUUGUCUCUGCUGGUUGGACAGCAGGUGUUUUAUGGAGCGCUAUGGGGCAGUGUGUUGGUCAGUCCUGUCAUUAGACUGCCUGCAUCCAUCUUCAUCGUCACACAUUUUGACCGCAUGGCCUCCCCCAGCCAGCAAACACAUAUGCUGGGCUACGACAACGGCCUGGUGAUAAAGUCUCUUCGCUUGGCCCUUCAGGACUCCAAUGUUCUGGUGCAGAGGUACAUGCUGGAGAUCCUCCUCUACUUCUUCCCCCUCGCCACCUGCCUGCACCCAGUAGAGAGCAGUAUUCCUAUGACGGUUGAAGACAUGAUCACAGUGGUGUCAGCUGCCUCUCUUACCCUGCUGCGCAGGGACAUGUCCCUCAACAGACGCCUCUAUGCCUGGCUCCUAGGCACAGACAUUAAGGGAGGUAUGGUAGCUCCAGACCCCAACCUCUCCACCACCAUUGAGGAACACACUGCCAACUACUUCAACACCUACUCCAAAGAGCUGCUCGUGCAGGCUCUGAUCAGCAUCCUGAAAAAAAAAGAUGUCAACGUGGAAAACGUGAUCGGUUACCUCCGACCUUUCCGCAUCAUCAUCAGCCUCCUGGAUAAACCAGAGAUAGGUCCCCCAGUCCUGAGCAGUGUGCUGCUGGAGGUGGUCAGGGCAUUCUACAGCUACUGCCGAGAGAUGCUGGGGGAGGACAUCUCCACCUCGAGCCUCUCCAGCAACCAGCUGGCCAGUCAGUUCAAGGAGAACAAGAACUCAUCAGAGAUAAUUAAAACAGUAAACUUGCUGGUGAGCUCUAUGGACAUUGAGUAUCUUUGGGACUACAUGACCCAGUUAUUCUGCAAAAGCAUCAGUGAUCCAGUUGACCAACCCUCCUUCCAUCAGCCGGAGAAGAGCCAACCAGCUACCUCUGUUUCUGAGAUGUCCAACCUUAUCAUAUUUCUGCUGGAUGUCAUCCCUCUGGAGCAGCAUGCAGAUAUCCAGUCCCAGCUUCUGCCUGAGAUGCUGUGCUCCAUGCUGCAAGUUCUCAGGAGUCAUAUGACCACCCUGGACUUAUCAGAUCUGAGACAGGGCCUGUGCGCCUGCUUCAAGGUGCUCUGCAGGAUCCAGAUGCCCGUGGCUUAUAUGGACAUGGAGGUGGAGUCUUCUACAGAGGAUGCAGAGUUGCAUAUCUCGGAAGAGACAGACAAACAUAGUCAGGUGACUGAGAAGUGUGGAGAGAAGGACCAUGAGGCCAAGGACCAUGGUAACGGUAACCUUGACCAACAGGAGGCCAAUGAGGAAUCAGAGCCAAAUAAUGGUACCAGACAGGAGGAGGAGCCAGCAGCAAGGGUGUUACUGCCUCUACGGUCUGAGGACAGUGGAUUGGGCAUCAGCGCCUCUCCAUCAGAGCAGCACCUCCUACCAGGGAUGGGGCCUGGGCCUGAGGGUACAGAGUCAUCCAAAGGUGGGGGGACUGUGUGGAGGAUGAAGGGCAGCAUGGACACCAUGACACAAUAUCUGCAGGACAUCCUGGCUUAUAUAACUACCAGGUACCUGCUGGUCCAGGUGGAGGAUGUGAGUGGGGGGCAGGAGGAUGAGGUGAUACAACCCGACUCUCUAGCGUCCUCUCCGGGGAGGAAAUACUCCUUUGGGGGCCGGGAGGGUGCUCAGAUCUCCAUGCCUCAGAUCAAAAGCAAACUGGCAGAGCUCUUCACCCCCAACAAGCACAAACUGCGCUCAUUUUCGGACACGGCCUCAGACCCUUCCACGGAGAAGAGGCGGGGCAAAGCGGGGGCACUAGACUGGGGUGGGGGCUAUAUGCCGAGGGGAAGGGCGGAGAUUACCGAGGUGUGUCGGCAGGCGUUCACAGCAACCUGUCACCUGCUGCUGGAGGCUACAACCUUCCCUGUCUACCUGACAGAGCAGGAGAACCAGGAUCUCUACAAGGACAUGUUCAACAGCACGGGCAAUGAUGGUGGCAGCCUGCCAGAGUGGCUGAGGUCCUUAAUGACCCUGUGCUGCCUAUCCAGAGACCAUCAUGUCCAGCACACUGCUGUGUCAUCUCUGCUAGAGCUGGUCAACCAUUCACAGUCCCUGGCCCUGGUCAUCCAGGACAAGACCAGACGCCAACAGGCAGCAGAUGCCAACCCCUCGAGCGGACGCCUGCAGAUGGUCACCAUCCCGCCAAUCUACCCUGGCCUGCUCAGUGUCAUCGAGGAGGGAACUGACUUCUACCAGCGAGUGGCCCAGAUGCUGUGGAGCCAGCUGGACACAGAGAGGAGGGAGCAGCACAUCUCCUGCGUGGAGCUCUUCUAUCGACUACACUGCCUGACGCCUUCUGCUAACGUCUGUGAAGACAUCAUCUGCCAGGCUCUACUGCACAAGAACAAGACCAUGCGCCUGGAGGCUCUCAACAGGUUUUCCAUUCUGUGGCAUCUGACACGGGACAUCCAGACCAACAGAACCAUGUCACUCAACCGCUCUUUUGACAGGUCGCUGUGUGUGAUGGUGGGCAGUCUAAACCGUUCUGAUGGGUCCAUGAGUGCAGCAGCCCAGGGCUGGUUGGUCAGAGCUCUGUCCCUCGGCGAUGUGGCCCGCAUCCUAGAGCCUAUCCUGCUCCUCCUCCUCCACCCCUCCACUCAGCGCUGCUCUAUCCAGAGUUACAAACUCGGCCUCACCACAGGGAACCUAAAGUUGCUUAGCAACAGAAGCCGAAGCUCUACCAAGGGUUCAAGGACGUCUACGGAUGCCAUGGCAACAGAGAAUACCGCAUUUGACUACGUGACCUUAGUGGACAGGGAAGCCUUGUGGGCAGAGCUAGAGAGCAAUCCAGACGCAACCAAACCCUCAGAUGCCGUGACGGCCUCCCACAGUGGCAGCGAGGAAACCGAAGAGGAGGAGGAUGUGGAGAAGGACGAGGAGGACGAGGAGGAGAGCGACCACACAGAGUCAGCUGACACAAGCGGCGCCCAGGUCUCCACAGAGAGUUCGGGCUCAGCCCCCUACCGCAGCAGCACGGAGGAAGGAGGUUUGACCAAUGGCCUGCGGAGAGUGGAGUCCGAGCACACACAGGCCUCAGAUUCACUGUCGAGCGAGGAGGAAGAGGACCUGGAGCUUGAAGCUAUGGCGAGGUCCCGCCUGCAGAAGCAGGAAAGGGAGAAGAGGGAGGCCGUCAACUCGCUUUUCAGGCAUGUGCUGUUAUAUCCUCAGGCCAGCGGGGGGCAACAUCUCCUCCAGGGCUUGACUUUGCUGUCUAGCCUGCUGAGGAGUUCUGCCCAACAGCCCCUGGUGGACGCCCUCUCUUCCACCUCCUUGGACACAAGCUCCUCCUCCCACCUCAACCUCGUCUCCAAUCUGCUACAGCGCCACCAGCAGGCCCUGGAGGGAGGAAUGUUCUACGGCCACCUGGCAUCCCCCACCUCUACAGCUUCCCCUACCCCAGUCUUGCUCCUGGAGGUGCUGGUGUCCCUGUGUUUGCGCUCUCUGAGGUCCCACUACCCCUCCUACCUCAGCCUAGGGCCCAGGGACAUGCAAGAGAACUGGGAGGUGCAGGUGAAGAGCGUGGAGAUCCUGACCUGCCUGAUAACCCAACUGGUCUUUGUGGUGCGUGGCCAGCAGGAGGGCUUGGAUGUGGGCCACAGGCAAGGCCAAAGCCUGAGGAAUGGAUGCAACCUGGAGCCCAUCCACAAACUUCUAUCUGGGUGUAAUGUGCAGCAGUAUACCCUGCUCUGCCUCUCGGCCUCCAUGUACAUAAGUCAGAGAGGGGCAGAGAGGGAGGUUGGCGGUGGGGGGGACUCGUUGGAGGAGGAUGGGGCACUGUCGGAGGAGAGUCUGGUCCACCUGGGGCAGAGCGGGGGGCAGGAGCAGUACCCGCUCCAGAUUGAGCUGCUCAAGCUUCUCCAAGCGCUUAUAGUCCUGGAGCACCAUAUCUGGCCAGGGGGGUCAGGGCACCCUGAAGAGUCCCUCAACUCCCCCGCAGCCUCCACCCCUCUAACCCGGGAAUGGCAGACGGCCGUCCUGUUCCAGCAGUCGAUCAAGGCAGCUCAGUACGUCCAGACCCAGCCCAUCACAGCACAGGGCAUGUUCGUGUCCGCGGCGGCCAGGGCUCUGCAGCCUCAGUACGGCUAUGGCAUGCACCCCCACUGGCUAGCGCUCCUGCGCGGCUCCCUGCCCUACCUGGGUAGGUCUCUGAGCAUCAUCGUGGCGCCUCUCAUCACACAGAUCUGCAAGAACCUGGAUGAGCUGGCCAAACAGUACGAACAUGACGGGGGCAAGGCCACACAGAGAAGAGAGAAUAUCGCCCCUGACUAUCCACUGACUUUGUUGGAAGGCCUGACCACCAUCACACACCAUUGUUUGCUGAACCAUAAGUCUCUGGUGGCCUGUGAUUCGGCAGACGUCCGCAACGUCCGCAACGCUGUGAUCGAGGAGUUGCCGCACAUACUCAAUAGCAUGGCUCUGCUGUGGGGCGUGAUCAGGAGGGAGGAGUCUCAGAGAAGGGGCUCUGACUCCCCCCAAACCAUCAAACAGGCCUCCGUGUACUUCAGAAGCGCCAAGGUCCUGAGGCAGCGUGUGCUGGACCUGCUACUGCCUCUGACAGGCCAGUAUGGGGUCCAGCUGAUGGCCUCAGUAGGAGCUGUCUGGAGCAGCAGAAGAAGCAAGAAGAGGCACAAGAACAAGAUCUUGCCUGUCGCCAGUGAAUCUCGUCUGACAAUCGUGGAUCUGGUGACAUCACUGAGCACAAUCCACGCAGAAACCAUCCUCCAACUAGUUAAAGAGGUGGUGAAGAAACCUCACCAGAUCAAAGGAGACAAGAAGGUCACCCUGGUCGACAUUCCCAUGCUGCAGUUCAGCUACGCCUAUAUCCAGAGUGUUUCAUCCCAAACCCUGCAGGAGAAUGUGGCACCUCUUCUCAGUCUGCUGAGAGAGUCUGUCCAGCUCAACCUGGCUCCACCUGGUCACUUCCUCCUUCUGGGGAUCCUGAAUGACUUUGUAAACCGGCUACCCAACUUGGACAACAAGAGGGACACCAAGGACAUGCAGGUCAGCCAGCUAACCAGUCAUCCGGGACCUGCUGCAAUGGAAGUGACUCAGCGGAUCCUGGAGGCAGUGGGUGGGGUGGCAGGGUCUUCUCUGGAGCAGACCAGCUGGCUCAGCAGGAAUCUGGAGGUUAAAGUUCAGCCCCAGGUCUGCCCCGUCGAUGAGGAGCCGGACGAUGUAGACACAGACAUUGACCUCUACGACUCUGUAGCUCAGGCCAGCACAAUGGUCUCCUCUUCUGCCCCCUCUGUCUACAGUGUACAGGCCCUGGCAUUAUUGGCUGAGAUCCUGGCCCCUCUGCUGGAUUUGGUGUAUCGCAGUGAUGAAAAAGAAAAGGCUGUUCCUCUCAUCUCUCGUCUCAUGUACUACGUAUUCCCUUACCUGAAGAACCACAGUGCCUAUAAUAUGCCCAGUUUUGGGGCAGGUGCCCAGUUGCUGGCCAAUCUGAGUGGUUAUGCAUACACUAAGAGAGCCUGGAAGAAGGAGGUCUUUGAGCUCUUCAUGGACCCCCUUUUCUUCACUAUGGAUGCAUCCUGCACCCCCCACUGGAGUUCUAUCAUUGACCACCUACUGACACACGAGAAGACUAUGUUCAAAGACCUCAUGAGCAUGCAAAGCAGCUCGCUCAAGCUGUUUUCCAGUGCAGACCAGAAGCCCAUGUUACUGAAGAGGCAGGCCUUUGCCAUGUUCAGUGGAGAAUUAGACCAGUAUCACCUCUACCUGCCUCUCAUCCAAGAGCGUCUCACAGAAACUCUGCGUAUGGGUCAGACCCCAUCUGUCUGUGCUCAGAUGUUCCUCAUGUUCCGGGUUCUCCUGCUCAGGAUCUCCCCACAGCACCUGACCUCCCUAUGGCCAAUCAUGGUCACAGAACUGAUACGAACAUUUACUCGGUUGGAGAAAACCUUGCGGGAAGACAAAGAAGUCUCAAAGCUGACUAAGGUGGUGCGGGGAGCCCUAGACAGGAAUGGGUCUGUGCUACACUUCUCCCAGGUAGACCUGAACAUGUACCUGUCUGCCUGCAAGUUUCUGGACACCUCUCUGGCCUUCCCUCCGGAAAGGAUGCCCCUCUUCCAGAUGUACCGCUGGGCGUUUGUUCCAGAGGUGGACGUUGAGCGCUACGGUGGUCCAGAGAACAGUCUGCUGGAGGAACAGCCAGAGUGUAAGCCGCAUGUCGUCAGAGUACUGGAGGGACUGCAGCAACGCUAUAGAGCAAUGAACGACCUGAGUGAGGAAUCCUCCACAGAGCGUCUAGAGUUCCCCCUCCUCACCCUUCGCUCCCUCUCCUCCAUAACCCAGCUAUGCCCUUUCCUUCGUACUCUCUGCGGCUCUUUCCAGGGCCCUGCCCCCUGCCUGUUCCCAGACGGCAGUCCGGCACUGCCCUACCCUGUGGCAGAAUACCCUGCAGCCAGUACAAAUACGGUCCUAAGAAGGCUGGAGCUUAUCACUGAGGAGGAGUUCCUGGAUGCCAUGGAGGGUUAGAACUCAGAAUCUAGAUGUGGGAUUUGCACUCAAGAGUGAGAACUACUUCAGUUGAAAUGUUGAAGUUCUUGCCUUGUCAAGCCUGAUCUAGAAUCCUUGAAAACAUAAGAAGUGGAGCCUAAAUUUAAACUUGUAAAAUGAAUGGGCACAACCACUGAGAGCCAUGUUGUAUUGUUUGCUACCUAAAUCUGGAACUGUUUGCAAAUGUCAUUUUGAAUGUGGAGCUAAACAUUACUCUUGUCCAAUUGUGUAAACCGCAUUCAUUCAUGUGUUAUUUUAUUUGUAAGUACAAAAAAUGGGAAAAUACUGGAAUUUACAGACAAUGUUGUAAUAUGCAGUUUGUAAUAUGAGUUUUUUUGUUAGGUUUUUUGUGGGGGGAGGAUGCAAUCUUCUUCUAUAAUUCGCUUUGAGGCCAUUUUGGUUUUUAUCUGAUAUUAACUCUCAAGUACCUAUCUGCAAAGUCUGUCAGUUCCCAUUCUUUGAAUGUCACAGAUAUUCUGUUUUACUAUUGUGCAAUAGUGGUUGACCAAUCAGUCUUUUGGUUGAUUAAUUAGGGCAAUUAAAUGCUUUUCUUGCAAGGCC
Hypomesus transpacificus is the source of this 7842-nucleotide messenger RNA. RefSeq names its product DOP1 leucine zipper like protein B (gene dop1b). Lineage: Eukaryota; Metazoa; Chordata; Actinopteri; Osmeriformes; Osmeridae. The coding region runs from base 256 to 7260 and encodes 2334 amino acids. The record is from RefSeq and is a predicted model, not a curated record. Gene Ontology annotation, biological process: Golgi to endosome transport. The transcript is spliced from 38 exons. Gene Ontology annotation, cellular component: endosome; trans-Golgi network.